UCACUCGCGCGCACGCCAUAAUACGUCGAACGCGCCAACCGCGCGCGCGCAACUUUGGCGCGGACUCGCUCAAAACAAACGCGAAUCUUUUUCGAACUUCGAAAAUCAAAUUUGAAAAUUUAAAAGUGACAUUUGUUUUUUUUGUGUCAAAAUGCGUGCUGUGUUGUUACUCUGUGCUUGUGCGGCAGCGGUCUGCGGGCAGAGCUUGGACUCGAAUAGAAUGGCCAGGAUGCCGAAAUAUGAUGAGAGAUACGAUUAUCUGGAUGUAGAUGCGUUGUUCAACAGUAAGAGACUGGUGAGGAACUAUGUGGACUGCCUCAUCAAUGCUCAGAGGUGCACUCCGGAGGGGAAGCAGUUGAAACGGAUACUGCCAGAAGCUCUCAGAACAAAGUGCAUCAGAUGCACCGAGCGGCAGAAGAAGACAGCUGUGAAGGUGAUCAAGCGGCUGAAAUACGAGUUCCCAGAGGAGUGGGCCAAGCUGUCCUCCCGGUGGGACCCCACGGGGGACUUAACGCGGUACUUCGAAGAGUUCCUGGCCAAUGAGAGCUUUAACACCAUUUCUGGUUCGGCAGACGGCAACGACGCCGCCGGUCCGUCGUCCAUCCCGCCACUCCCGCCGGUUCCUCCCAUGUUGCCGGCGGCGCCGCCCUCCACGCCGCCGCCUCCACCAGUAGAGCCUAUCUCUACAUCGCCUAAACCCGUCAUUUUAAAUAGGUUUGGAGAUGACGGUGAGCUGAUGAUGGGGAGCCCCUCCUCCGCCGCCCUCACCCCCCGCCCCUCCACCGCGCGGCCGCCGCUUUCCCCCACCACCGCGCGCCCCCCACCCCCGCCGCCGCCAAGACCGACUCAAACGUCGUGGGUGUCCGCGAGUUCAGACGCGAUGCCAACACGUUUCCCACUGCGGCCGACCAACGAUAUCCCAAGACCUUACACCACAGCCAUCACAUUCAUAGACCAGAUAGGGUAUAAGAUAAUCAGGACCACCGAACUGGUCACGGAUAUACUGAAAAACACAGUCCGAGCUGUCGUCGGGCGGUAGACUGUGAUGGACUAUCCUGAGGAUUGUAGAUUUGGUUUCAAACAAAGAAUUCGCUACAAUACCAAACCUGAAUCUUAAGCUAAGUGAAGGAAUCAGAAGUCAACCGUUAUAUCAAAUUAACAAAAAGUAACUGAUUUCAGAUUAUUAUAAAAAAAUACAGUGAUUUCAGGAUAGUGUGUCGGAGAUAGUGGAUAACGCUCAAUUCAGGCGUAGGGUUUCCUACGCAUUUUAUUGAGUUAAUUGAGAUUAAAUGCCUAUAGGUAUAAAUAGUGGUUAGUACCACCGACUACGUCCAUACAAAUGGAUACUACGAGUAUAAUAAAGUUAUUAAAAGGAGAUACGAGUAUGUCCGGUAAAAGAUAGAUCUCCCGUAUUAUUUAAGGAAAACGCCAGAAGUCAUAUUAUUAACGUUUAAAUUGUAAUACUUUGUUUUAUUUUUCGACUUCACCAAGCCAAGUGGAUUAUAUUUUUUUGUUCUUUGUAAUUAUUUUUAAUAGUCGGCAUGUUUUUAAAAGUUUGAUAACAACGACAGAGUCAAUUUAUACUUCCUCAAGUGUUUACAACUGCGUAGGUAUUAAGUUAUUUAUAUCUUUUCCUUCUUAUUACACAAAUGAGCAUAAAUAGCUAAGAAUGUGUUUACGUGCUUUGAUACUAAUUUCAUAGCUCUAUAGUAUCAUAAGUUCCUUAGAUUGUAAGUCAGCCAUGACAAUGAACUAUUUUUACAGUAA
This is a messenger RNA of Ostrinia nubilalis (European corn borer), 1767 nucleotides long. RefSeq names its product disheveled-associated activator of morphogenesis 2-like (gene CSP9). The transcript has 5 exons. Bases 152 to 1039 code for a protein of 295 amino acids. NCBI's taxonomy places the organism in Eukaryota, Metazoa, Arthropoda, Insecta, Lepidoptera, Crambidae. The record is from RefSeq and is a predicted model, not a curated record.